Molecule: messenger RNA, 1522 nt
Organism: Cyprinodon variegatus (sheepshead minnow)
Lineage: Eukaryota; Metazoa; Chordata; Actinopteri; Cyprinodontiformes; Cyprinodontidae
Gene: cib3
Product: calcium and integrin binding family member 3
Exons: 5
Coding region: 124-687 (187 amino acids)
Molecular function (GO): calcium ion binding
Source: RefSeq, a predicted model, not a curated record
CAAAGGGCCCGGCUGCAGCUCGACACCCGAUCUCCUCUUUGGCUCUGGCUUCCUUUUGUCCUGCUAUUUCAUAUCUGACAGGGCCACCCUAAUAAAAACCCUUCGCUGGAGGCUGAGGCAGAGAUGGAUCUGUGGUUUGGGAGCUUGAGGGCUCAGAAAUGGGGAAUAAACAAACCAUCUUCACAGCACAGCAGCUUGAUGCAUACCAGACUGUUCUAUCGAUAUCGGGAUUUGGCACCGCAGCUCGUUCCUCUUGACUACACCAACCAGCCAGAUGUGAAGUUACCAUACGAGCUGAUUGGCAGCAUGCCGGAGCUGAAGGACAACCCAUUUCGGCAGAGGAUCGCCGAGGUUUUCUCUGAGGAUGGAGAGGGAAACAUGACUCUGGAUGACUUCUUGGACAUGUUCUCAGUCCUCAGUGAGAUGGCUCCUCGUGACCUAAAGGCCUAUUAUGCUUUUAAAAUUUACGAUUUCAACAAUGACGACUUCAUCUGCAAGUCAGACCUAGAGAAGACGCUGAACAAGCUCACUCGCAACGAGCUGACAGAAGACGAGGUGAAGAUGGUGUGUGAGAAGGUGAUCGACGAGGCUGACCUGGACAACGAUGGACGCCUGUCGCUUGAGGAUUUCCAAAACAUGAUUAACAGAGCUCCAGAUUUCCUCAGCACUUUCCACAUACGGAUCUGAGGAAACCAGCUGUGCCUCCUGAUGGCUUGAAUACAGAUGGACUGGAAGCACUGCAGAACAAAUGUGGACUUUCUCAGAAAUGACUUAUUGUUGUCAUAUAGUGAAUAUUUUUAACCCUAAAUAAAUGUCAACUCAGCCCAGCAUCAGCAGGUGGACGCCCAGCUUAUCAGCUGCCAUGGGCUUCAUUAAUUAUGACCAUCAACAGCAGAUUUGUUUUGUCGUUAAAGGGUUUGGUUACACUGAAUAUAAAAGAGCCGAAUAUUCCAGUGGCUCCCUGUGGGCUAGUGGGGGGUGAAUGAAUCAGCAAAGCUUCAGCACAAGGUCACCUAUUGGUUGUCCAUUCAGGUAACCAAUGAAAAUACAUUUCUUAGACUUAGAUAAACUUUAUUGUCAUUUUGUAUACACCGAGUGUAUAUGUUGCUUACAGUUUUUAAAACAGUGAAAUGAGCAGCUUAAAACAGUGUAAUGAUCAUUACCAUUAAAAAAUGCACCUGUGAUCAUUUUGUAAAGAGUACAGGAGAAAAGGAAAACCAGUUUAAAAAAUAAUGGUGCAAAAGGGCUUUAAUAUAGAACCGUUCAGUGUAGUGCAAAAUUAAUAUGGUGCAAAAUGCUGUAUAACAUUAGGUUGUGUCCUAUUUAAAAGGAUUAUAAAAGUUUUAGCAACGUCGGUGGUGCAAAUAAUGUUGCGGGUGUGAUGCAGAGUCCAGUUUAGAGUUUAACAGUUCAACAGUCUGAUGGCAGCAGGCAAAAAGCUGUUGCAGAACCUGCUGGUCCUGCAGCGGAUGCUGGGAAGCCUCUUUCCAGAGUUCCUAUGGGCUUUCUGUGAAUGUCCUAA